UCUCUUACCUCCUCCUGCUCUCACACUGAGCAGCUGCGAAGGAGGACAUUUAACAUUUGGAAAAGUUUCUAGCGUUCAAAGAACAACUCACCGUGAAGUUUUUUUAUUGAGUUUUUUUUUUUUUUACGCAAGUCAAGUUUAAAUAUGUAUUCAAUUAUUUUAGGGUCAAAGAUGACGCCGUUUUUAUUCAAAUCAUUCUUGUUUUUGGCACCUUUGGUACUGAACGGUCUCUGCGUCAGUGCCUCCCCGGGCUGCGCGUCGUGUGCUUUAGCAGGAAUGGAAAAAGACACGGAGGAAAAACUGAUGAUAGAAAUCGCCAAACAGCAAAUCUUGGAGAAGCUGCACCUGAAAGAGAAACCAAACAUAACACACACGGUGCCCAAGGCUGCGCUUCUCACUGCGCUGCGUAAACUGCACUCGGGGCGCGUCAGACAGGAUGGCACUCUUGAACUAGAAAACAGUAUACCUACCAAAGAACAAGGCUAUGAAAUACUGAGCUUUGCAGAUAUAAGUGAGACAGGCAGAGGUGAGAAGGCCAACCUCAGCAUUACCUUCCAGUUUCUGCAGGAACGUGGCCAGAGUAUCCAGGUACUCCAGUCCUCUCUGUGGAUCUACGCCCGCUCCUCUGGGGACCCUCACAGGGACUCCCGGCUCCCUGCCCGAGUUUUCCUUACUGCUGAUGGUGGAGCAUCUGGGACUGUCCGCUCCCUGGUCAUAGAAAAGAUGCUGGAAGUCCAGGAGAGCAACUGGCACACUUUCCCCAUCACCCGCACCCUGCAGCAAUUCCUCGAUGGUGGCCAACACCGCUUGCGGUUGGAGGUGAACUGCGAUGAAGAUGGAAAGAACCUGUGCUCCUUAGACGGCUCUACUGAUAGUCCCCACCAGCCCUUCCUCGUGGCCCAGGUGCGUCAACGUAAUGAUCAUUUCAAACACUCACUCAGGAAGCGUUCCUUGCGUUGUGGGAACGAAGUAAGUGUGUGCUGCAAGAGAGACUUCUACAUCAAGUUCAAGGAUAUCCAGUGGGAUGAGUGGAUCAUUGCACCUGAGGGCUACCACAUGAACUACUGCAUAGGUCAGUGCCCCCAGCAUCUUUCUGGUUCCCCUGGAAUAGCGUCUUCGUUCCAUGCCACUGUCUUCAGUCAGCUGAAAAUCAAUGGCAUCAACACAGCUACGACUUCAUGUUGCAUUCCCACUGAGCGCCGGCCACUCUCCAUGGUCUUCUUUGACUCUCAGCACAGCAUUGUCAAACUGGACAUUCCUGACAUGAUCGUGGAGUCCUGUGGGUGCACAUAAAGGACAGAGGAAAGACAUGGUAUAUGUAAAUGUAGAUUUUGUGUUUGUGUUGAUUGUGGACUAAGAGACUCACAUUGACAGAGAUGUGUCUUGCUUUGGAUAAAUUUGGAUAAACCCUUUUGUUUUGUACCAAAUUUGACAAAAUUAUUUUACUUUACAUACAUAAGAUGAUGUAGGUAUUAGAUAUGCACCACAAUAUGUAAUAUGUAAAUCUUUUAUUUUUUACAUUUUAAAUUAUCACUGAGACAGGACCUGAGUGCAGGUGGAGUCAUUUGGGUCAUAGAUUUACAAGCACAUAUAAUGAAAACAAAAUUGGGCCGAAAAUGUGUCCUUGUGGAACACCACUUUCAAAACCUACUAUCGAAUCCGCCAUAUAAGAAAAGUGUCACUAACUUUAUUGACUGACUGUGUAAACCUAUAACCCAAUUCUAGAGAUAUUCCAAUAUUAUUGUUUAUUUAACAUUCAUCAAAUAUUUGAAUUACUUGUUUAUUACCAUGCAAGAAAAGACUUAAAAUGAAGAGUCUGUCAUAUCUGUCUGAGUGCAGUUGAUGCUGCAUACAGGCUGACAUGCCUAAUCAGCAAAUCAGCAUCUCCACUGUAUUAUUUACACAAGUCAGCCUUUCAGUUGAGAAACUGUCACUGUGUCAAACAUGUGAACCAGCAUUUGUCCAGCAUCGUGAGCAAACAUUUAGCUAUUGCUUCAGUUUCAGGUAAUGUGAAGGUCUGUGAGGCAUUUGGGUCAAUGAUCAUGUACUGUUGCCCAGUGGCAUUUAUAUCUCCCAGAGUCUAAAGUUUUCUGGGAUGAUGCAAAAUUUGAAGAUUUUUUGUCAGUGACUUGGACAUGAUCCAAAACAUGUGCAAAUGUUUUUCUGCCUUUUUCUGUUGCCAUUAAUGAUUAAGAUUGGGGGGUGGGGGUGAAUGAUGUUAAGAGUUUCUUGUUGUUAAGAGCACCUCUUGUCUCAGGACUCAAUGUGAUAAUGAGUUGCCGUUGUAUUAUAACUUCUAAGCACUUUAUCGUCCUACUGUAUUUUUAGAGCAGAUUUUAUAGGCCCGCAGAGAGCAAAAAAUAUCAAUCACUAAUGUUUUUUAAGUUCUGGUUGUUUAAAUGUGUGGUAUUUUAUAUAAACUGAUGCAAUGUACAGUACACUGAUAAUGCAAUUAUCCUGCAAUUUCCUGUAUACAGUAACCAAUGGGAAUAGAGCCAGGAUGUGACUGCUGUUUUGGUUGAAAUGUAUAAUUGUUGUUUUCAUUUUUAUAUUACACUACAUUUUAUGUAGAAGUAAUCAUUUGUGUAGAGACUGAUUGAUAACCUUUGUGUUGAUGACGGGGUUUUUUUUUCUUAAUGUGCUGCAAUGACUUUGCUACAGUUACGGUUUAUUUUAAUAAAUAAAUAUUUUA
Solea solea (common sole) is the source of this 2692-nucleotide messenger RNA. Its product is annotated as inhibin beta A chain. The transcript is spliced from 2 exons. Gene Ontology annotation, molecular function: growth factor activity; hormone activity; cytokine activity. Bases 145 to 1293 code for a protein of 382 amino acids. Gene Ontology annotation, cellular component: extracellular region. The record is from RefSeq and is a predicted model, not a curated record. Gene Ontology annotation, biological process: SMAD protein signal transduction; BMP signaling pathway. NCBI's taxonomy places the organism in Eukaryota, Metazoa, Chordata, Actinopteri, Pleuronectiformes, Soleidae.